AUGAUCAAAGCAGAUAACGCCUUGCUGCUGGAGGAACCACUCCUGCGUGUGCCUUAUGAGAUGCUUCGUAAGAAUCUCAAGACGGUGCACAAACAUAUGACCCAGGAAAGCACCAUGGUCGAACAGACGCUGAGUAAGUUACAACAGAGUACUCAGCAUGUGGCUGCCGAAUAUGGCGAGAAGCAGCAAGAGGAGGCUCGUGAGAGCCUUGAUCAACUCAUUUCACGAGUCCGAGGCUUGAAGCGGAAGAUUGCCACUCUAAAGGACGAACAAAAUGAGACAUUAACUACCACAAAGGCUAGAGUGGAGCAUUUGAAUGUCAUCUUCGACAAUGAAAAGGAAACCGACCCUGAGAAGCAGAAGGAGACGGAGAAGAAGUGGUUGAGAACACGGCUGGAGCGACUGCUUACCGACUACUUCCUCAGGCAGGGCUUCUCUGAAACCGCCAAAUCAUUUGCUCAAAACAGAGGCAUUACUUCGCUGGUUGACGUUACCAUUCUGGACCAAUGCAUUUCCGUUGAGACUUCACUGCGACAACGACACUCUACUGCGGAGUGUCUUGCCUGGUGUUCUGAAAACAGAUCGUUUUUGAGGAAAACAAGAAGCUCUCUGGAGUUUGAGGUUCGUCUACAACAUUACGUUGAACUUGUCAAGAGUGGACGAGUGGAGGACGCUCUCAAGUAUUGCCAGAGGUUCUUGUCUAAGAAUGCUGACAUUCAUCUGAGAGAAAUUCAGCAGGCGGCAGGACUUCUAGCAUUCCCCCCUGGUACAGAGGGGUCUCCCUAUAAGGACCUUUAUGCCUGUGAGAGAUGGAACCAGCUGUCGCGGAAGUUCGUGCAGACGUUUGCAGAUGUCCAUGGCCUUUCGGACGGCUCUUCUUUGCUCUACACGCUAUCCACUGGCCUCUCAGUCCUUAAGACGCACUCUUGUCGAAACUUCGGAGCUCCUGCCGAGCUCCCCAUCACUGCGGACAAGGACGAAGACAUGGACCCCUCAUUGACUUCAUCUGCCCGUCCAUAUGCUCGUCGCUCGGAAAACCUUCCUAGUGUUUUUGGUUCUGGCUUCUCAAUUAGAAUGUACGGCUCUGACGAGAUUCGAGGACUCGACACUCUUCCUGUCAUACCUCCUCGAGCUUUGGCCAACCUCAGUAGCAUGCGAAGAGACAUUGCAAUGCAAAAUAAUCUGGACCUGGAGGAAUCCAUUGAAGAUGAUAAUGAGGAGAGUGAAGAGCGAACUUCAGGCGAUGGUGAACGUGACAGCGAUGGGGCUGUACCUGUGGAGGAGCUCGAGGAGCUUCCUGAUGCUCCUCCAGAGCUUCUCUCUGCAGAAUACCUUGCACGGCGAAUUGAGGAAGCUACCAAGGAGAACACAGACAUCAUUCCCAAGACAACUCUAGACAUGUUCAAUCACUUUUACCCUGGGUGUUGCACCUCGCAUCAGUUGUCGCGUGCAGAUGCGUGUCCCGUGUGUUCUGUGGAGCUGAACUCCCUUGCUGAAAAUCUCCCAUAUGCUCAUCACAUUCGAUCGCACUUGGAUGCCGACCCUGUAGUGUUGCCCAAUAGCAGAAUCUUUGGCCGAGCGAAGCUCAUGGAGUACUCCCACAAAAUGAUGAAGGCUGCUCCCAACACUGUCGUUGACCCCACAUCUUUUGAGUGCUUCAAGAUUGAUGAGCUCAUUACUGCUUACCCUAGUUGA
Molecule: messenger RNA, 1695 nt
Organism: Yarrowia lipolytica CLIB122
Lineage: Eukaryota; Fungi; Ascomycota; Dipodascomycetes; Dipodascales
Biological process (GO): proteasome-mediated ubiquitin-dependent protein catabolic process
Cellular component (GO): cytoplasm; GID complex; nucleus
Molecular function (GO): protein binding; ubiquitin protein ligase activity
Source: RefSeq, a predicted model, not a curated record